This is a messenger RNA of Setaria italica (foxtail millet), 1018 nucleotides long. RefSeq names its product ubiquitin thioesterase OTU1. Gene Ontology annotation, molecular function: cysteine-type deubiquitinase activity. The coding region runs from base 214 to 840 and encodes 208 amino acids. The record is from RefSeq and is a predicted model, not a curated record. The transcript has 9 exons. Gene Ontology annotation, cellular component: cytosol; nucleus. Gene Ontology annotation, biological process: protein deubiquitination; endoplasmic reticulum unfolded protein response. NCBI's taxonomy places the organism in Eukaryota, Viridiplantae, Streptophyta, Magnoliopsida, Poales, Poaceae.
CCAUUUCUGAUUCGUUGUCCUCGCCUCCUGCCUCUGCCUCGCCGUUUAUACACGCCUCCCCACACCAACACCUUCCUCUCCGUCCUCCGCUCGCCGUCCCCUCCCCACCGAUUCGGAGCUCAGCGAAUUCGGACACAACGCGGCGCGGCGGUGCCGGCCCCUCCCCUCCGCGAACGAAUCGAACGCCGCUCCUCCGCUCCCCGGCCCGGCGAAAUGGAAGGUGCGGUCGUGAGGAGGGUGAUCCCUUCGGACAACAGCUGCCUCUUCAAUGCCGUGGGUUACGUGAUGGAACACAACCGGAAUAAGGCUUCUGAGCUGAGACAGGUUAUAGCAGCAACAGUUGCUAGUGAUCCUGCAAAGUUCAAUGAAGUGUUUCUUGGCAAACCAAAUGAAGCGUAUUGUGCUUGGAUUUUGGAUCCUGAGAAGUGGGGAGGAGCCAUUGAGCUAUCUAUUCUAUCGGCAUAUUAUGGGCGUGAAAUUGCUGCAUAUGACAUUCAGACCACCCGUUGUGAUCUGUAUGGUCAGGAGAAGAAUUAUAGCGAAAGGGUGAUGCUCAUUUAUGAUGGGUUGCAUUAUGAUGCUCUGGCUAUGUCACCAGCUGAAGGAGCACCAGAAGAAUUUGACCAGACAAUUUUCCCUGUCAACCAUAACCGUUCUAUUGGUCCAGCAGAAGGCCUUGCCAUCAAUUUAGUGAAGGAGGCGCAGAGGAAGAGGAGCUAUACUGACACUGCAAACUUCACUCUGCGCUGCGGGGUGUGCCAGAUUGGCGUCAUCGGUCAAAAGGAGGCUGUUGAACAUGCGCAAGCCACUGGCCAUGUCAACUUCCAAGAAUACAAAUGACAAAAGACAGACUAGUUCUGUUGUUGUAAACCUAUCAUUUGUUCUAAUUGAUGAUCUUUUUCUGUUGGAUAUGGUUGGCACAUUGUAUCACAAUGUAUUUUUUACAUGAAAAACACAAUAAAUGUUACAUUUGUUCCGGAUAAUGUAGAUAUUGCCAGCCAAUCAUGGUUCAAGCGUC